Messenger RNA from Salpingoeca rosetta, 6099 nucleotides. RefSeq lists its product as uncharacterized. The transcript is spliced from 55 exons. Gene Ontology annotation, cellular component: nuclear pore inner ring. The record is from RefSeq and is a predicted model, not a curated record. Bases 85 to 5952 code for a protein of 1955 amino acids. Gene Ontology annotation, biological process: RNA export from nucleus; protein import into nucleus. Gene Ontology annotation, molecular function: structural constituent of nuclear pore. Lineage: Eukaryota; Choanoflagellata; Craspedida; Salpingoecidae.
CGCCCACAACCGCCAAUCGACUGAAUUCAGCCCAACACGGCGACAGGCGAAAACUGCAGGAAGACGACAAGCAAGAAGUGACGCAUGGCGGCCGCUCAACUCUGGUCUGCACUGACCACAGCCAGCAACGAGGAUGUGGUGGCGCUCUUUCCUUCUGUCAAGGACAUGCUUGUGCAAGGCCUGACAUACUUCAAACCACGCAGUGCUGCAUCUUGCUCAAAGCUGAAGAAGGAAGUUGGGGACACCGCCACGCGCAAUUUCCUCCUGGAUCUCAGCGAGGCUUUGAACUUGGAUGAGCUGCAGACGCGCAAGGUGUUUUCGGACUAUGCCGCGUCUCCGCGCCUCAACGCGCUGAACGAGGAGCUCGAGAGCUACAUUGCAGCCCAGCUUGCAGACACAGACCGCCGCGACGCACUCUUUCAGCAGGUGUGCAACUUCUACUUUGAGGAGCGGCUGCAUGUCCUGCAGUGCCAGCAGUAUCUCCUCGGCCACAGCAACGAGAAGGACGUCCAGGGCCUCUGCCUCAACGUCUUCGACAGAAAGGAUGGCAAGCAGCAGGAUGCAUGCUUCGCCAACACCAUCAAGGUCAUGAAAUCGUCCUCCCUGGACUCGUAUCUUGCAGCCGCCCUCAGCCCCCAGAAUGCAACCGACUCCACCAAGAAACCCAAAGGCUCAGCAUCAACAGAUGUACCAGCUCUCAAGGGUGUUGGGCAGAAGUGCGUGCUGUUCGUGCAGGCGCUGCGGGAGCGGAUUGAGCAAUUUCGCGUCGUCGCCCUCGUCCUGCAGGCGUUUGUGCCGACGGCUGCAGAUGUGCGCGACGUUUGCGACCUGUACGAUCUUCCGGUUCUGGAGAGCUUGUCGGGGAUGCAAGAGAGCGGGCUGCUUUCCCGCGUCCAAGCCGACUAUCGCACCAUGCUCUGCCAAGCCAAGAGCCUUCGAGUUGCUGUUCUACUGCAGGCGAUGCAGCUGUAUUCCUUUGAGGAAAUGGUGCUUGACCUCGUUCAACGGGUGCGUGAGGCGACGCCACUGGACGACUGCCUGCUGCUGUCCUAUUUCAAGGACAUGAAACCGCUCACGGCUGCAGCGCACAAGUGGGGGAAGCAACUCAAGACACUCCCAACAUCGAGCGCGAGGCACGCGGAUGCGGAGGCGGCGGCGGAUCUGGUGCUGCUGUCACCGGUGCUGAUGGCGUGGGCGUACACCACCCGCAACGCAAAGGCCUACAUGCAGGACGCAAACACAGAGGCAGGCGCUGCUACCAACCUCGAUGACCUCUCCUUCGACGACACGAAUGUGCGCUUCCUGCACACGCGCUAUGCACAGACAUUCGCCGCAGUCCUCUCCAAGUCAUCAACGCCGGCGUUCUCUGUGCAUCCGUGGGAGCAGCUGCUGCAGUGCGUGCGUGUGUGCGCGCAGGGCCUUGGCGACGUACAUGCGCUGACGAGCGUCUAUCUGCGGCAGGAGGAACUGCUGUACAUCCUCGAGGGCCUUGCUCUGGGAAUCUACAACGCCAUCGACCUCUGCUUGAUCGACUUCCCUGAAUUGGGCACGUUUGAGUUUGACCAGGUGACGAGCCUGCUUGGCUCUGUGCUGACGUAUCUCCCGCAGCAGGCGAGCCAGAUCCUUGACCAGCACCAGCGCCACGACAAGUGCCCCGUCGCCACCCUCCUCGCCACCCACCUCGCCAGCUUCCCCUACCGCGGGCUGCCGGUGCUGCACACGCUGCUGUGCAUCUGCCGCUGCCACCACCGCUAUGCAGACAGCGGCGACGACGCAGCCGCACAGCUCGUCGAAAAGGUCACGGCGCUGCUGGCGAAUGUGCCGGGCUUCACAUACGAGAGCUCCACCACCGACGAGAACAAGCUCUGGAUGCGUGACACGGCUGCCAUCGACGAGGAGAUGCACGUUCGGGCCCUUCGCGACUUUGACGUCACAUUCGGGAGCAUCGUUGUUCCGAUCACUGCGGGCACCGCUGGUCGAAUCCUCACACAGCGCGACAACAACAUCCUCAUCGAGUGGUCGUGCCCCCACAGUGGCUGGUUCUUUCUCCUGCAGCUGGCGCAGGAUGCCCUCUGCAACGGAACACCGCUGGUGCAGCAACCUGUCGACUUUGUGGAGACGCUCGUGCAAGUUCUCUCCCUCCUGUGCGAAACCAGGUCUGGCCUUGUUGCGCUGACGUCGCACCUGACGGCGGUGACAGCUGCUAUUGGCCAGCCAGAUGACAACAUCCUCCUCAACUUCGUGUUCAGCACGCUGAAGAGUGCCCUGGGAGUGGAGUGGCCGCCGCUUGCGCUCAUUGCCAGCUGCUUUGAUUUCCUGCGCGCAUACGCCGAUUUCGACCCCGCGUGUGUGUGGGAGCGACUGCUUGAGGACGGCCUCUACAUGAGCCAGGGCGUUGCGACGCCACUCCGCGGCGUUCUCUUCAACUACGAGCAGCGCGAGGGCGCCUACCCAGUCACGACAGCAUAUGUUGAGCUCAUUGCAAAGCUGUUUGCCGUCGCCCACGUCACAUCAGAGGCGGAUAGCCCCGUUGACUGGAUGCCGAUGCUGCCCAUGGCGCAGUUUCUCCUGCGAGAGGCGUUCAGGGAGCACGUCGCGUGGUACUUCAAGGUCCCCACAGACAAGCAAGCGCUGGCCGUCCGCCUGUUGCGCCUAGCACGCCUCAUCCUCAACUCUUACAAGGACAAGACAGCUGACAUCACCCCACAAUGCCGUGCCAUGGUUGAUGCGUUGGCGCAGCAGCUGCUGGAAGAUGUACUCGACAACCCGCACUUUGCAGUGACCGUGUUCGCGCACGUCGGCAAAGGCCACAACGCCCUUGAAGAGCUGUUUGCCACCUGGCGCACGCUUGAGGCCCAGCUCACCAUCAAGGUGCUGUUUGACGGACUGUUUGUGAUCCACUCUGCGCUGGCGGCGGCGUCGCGGGAUUCGGACCGCACGUCCGCUACCGCCCUCGAGCUCCUCUUCCUCCACAGACACAGCACCGCUGCAACAGCAACCACCGCCGCCACAGCAGCAGGCGCCGCAGCGUCAACGGCAACGGCAGCUGUGGCGGCGACAACGGGCGCAGGCGGGUCCUCGCGUGUGCGUAGGACAGAGCACAGCCUCAUCUUCUCGCUGGCGUCGCUUGUGCAGACCACCCGCUCCACAGAUCUGCCCAUUGUGUGCACGCGCAUCCUGACGCUGCUGUGCCACAGCACUGCGCGGUGGGGCAUUGCCUCCCUCGCCAGCGCGCUCGGCCCGCACCUGCCAGACCUCAGAGACUGCUUCCUUCGCAGGCUCGAGGACCCGGAAUCAUCUGCCAGCAUCUUAACCGCAAUCUUCGAAUUUCUGAAGGAGGUGGCAAAGUCACAGCCGAGUCUGACGCGGCAGUUUGUGGACUUCAAACGCAAGUCGGCGCCAAAGGAAGAUGCCAAGGGGUCGGCAAAGACAUCCACUGUCCAAUACGGCGAGAGAAGUUUCAUCCCAAAGUUGCUGCAGGUGCUUGAGGGCCGCGAUCAGUGGCUGCAGGCAGAACCAGCGCUGUACCUCGCAGCAAUGGAGCUUGUGGGCGCAAUUUGGACGUCGCAGGUGGCGACGCUGCUGCGGCAGAAUGCAGAGUUUUGGAAGGCCGUCAUGUUUGUUGUCGAGGACAAGGACUGCACGAAGCAGUACACAUAUCGCGGUGGCGAUGAUGGUGAUGAUGGUGAUGGUGGUGCAGCGGCGAUGAGUGAGCAGGACAGGCGCCGCAAGCUCGUGGUCAUUCCACGCUGCCAGGCAAUUGCGUUGGGCAUCAUCACGCUCGAGUGCUACAAUGCGCAGGCCAGCGAGAAGCACUUCAAGGCGCCGCUGGACAUUGCCGUUGACUUUGUGGAGACCUUUGAGCUGCAUCCACGCAUUGAUGACAACGAGACGGGCGUUGCCGCUCUGCUGUUGGUGUCGGCGUGGUGCGACUUUUGCAGCACCGUGUAUUUCCCAAAGCACUACAGCCCUGCGCCGUCAUACCACGUGUUGGAGGCGCGGCCAGCCACGUACUCUUUCCUUCUCACCCACAUGCUCAAGUGCAUCCGCGACCACAUGCACGACCUCUCUGUUCAGGUGCAAUCAAAUGGCAAGGCAGGAUGGACACGCGCCAAGUAUCACCGCGCCAUUGCCGUCCACUUGGCAGAAGUCUUGAUCAUCUUCUCGCGACGCCUCGACUCGAAAGUCCACGGGAUCAAAGCAGACGCCAUUGUUGAGCUGUUUAACUUGAUGCGGGUUGUGCUGGCGCGGGCGUGCGAUUACCAAGAGGAGACGACGGAGUUGCGUGUGCACUUGUAUGGCGCACUCAUGAUGAUGCUCCAGCGGUUGCAUUGCAAAGAAAAGGCAAAGGAAGAUGCGAUUGCAGAUGCGUGCACGGGCAUGUUCCCGCUGGUGUGGGAGGCGUUUCUGCAAGACAUGCGCGACCACCAGAUGCUGCAGCUCACGGCGUCCGCUGACCAAGCCCUCAUGAAGAGGAAGAAGCAGCAACAGGAACAACAACAGCAGCAGCAGCAGCCAGGGCAGCAGCAGGCUUGGGGUGACCAAGGCAAGCAGGCCACAGAUCAGAAACAUCAGAAGCAGCCGUCGACCACCCAACGGGCGCUGCCUGUGCGUGAUGCCGGGCUGACUGUCCUCAGUGUUCUGAUGCGGCGUGCGGCAGACAAGUCGCUGGUUGCCCAAACGAUGCGGGAGAACGGAGCUCUAGACCUGCUGCUGGACGUGAUGGCCGAUGCUAUUGCCACACAGCGCAACGCGAAGAUGGCACACUCCCUCAUGCACCUGUUUGUCGCAGCCGCGCUGUCGCCGGACACAGCAGCCGCCCUCUGCUCAACGCCACGCGUGCGCGGGCACGGAGGCCUGCUGUCUCGUGUAACACAGUCGUUUGCAGUGCUGUGGGAGCAGCACAAGUCAACCCGCAUCAUGGACCCGUACAUCACAAAGAACGGAGAGGUGUCUGUCAACGAGUGGCAUCAGCUGUGGUGUCGCUUCAUCGCGCUGCAAGGACGCUUGGUCCAGCACGUUGGUCAUGCCUGGCACUGCCUGCAUGAUGCAAUCCGCUUCCUGCGCAUCUUCGACAGCAUCCUCUUCUCUGCGCUCAGCAGCUUCCCGAGCCAGCGGGUGCAAUUGCAGCAGCUUCGGCAAGUGGACACGAUGUUGGAGUUCCUGGUGCACCUGGGCCUGCAUCGUGACGCGUGGGUGAAGGCCAUGCCAGCGCUGCUCGACCCAUCUGGCUUCCUUGCGCUCCUUGCAAACAUCUACCAACAUGCGGUGCACGUGGCUCGCUCCCCGUAUCGCUGCAACGAGUUUGUCGUGCCCACAACCGCAGACGAGAAGGACCUGCAAGGAAAGCGCGGCGCGCGGCCGGUGUCGCCGCUCACGCCGACGUCCUCAGAUUCGGAGAUGCGCGUGCAGCUCUCGCACUUGGGAUCUCAAUGCGCGGACCGACUGCUCAACAUCAUCGUUAACAGCAGCACGCUCAUUCGUCUUCUCACGAGCAGGAAGCGCCUCAGCGAGCCAGCGGAUGUCAUGGCAACAUCGUCGGUGUUUGCGACGGAGCUGACGUCGAGUACAUCAACUCAGCCCUCUCUGGGCACCCUGCUCUCCAGCAUGGAUUUUGCAAGAAGAGCAGCGGCGCAGUUUGGCGGCGAAGACGGUGAGGAGAAAGACAAGCUGUUCAACUUGGCGUUUGACAACGCCCUCUACCUCUUCGUGUCCCAGGCAUUGUGGUAUCAGUUGCACUUUCCCGAUUCUCUACACCCCUCUGCGGUUGUCUCCACCCUCAAGACGCGACUCAGGCAUGAGAAGCGGCAUGCGCCAACACCACAUGGAGCCACUGUGCUGCCACCAACGUCCCCUGUACACGCGAAACCGCUCGUUGAUAUUUAUCAGGGCGAAGACUCGCUGUACAAGUUGACAUGCAAGUACUUGGACACGAUGAUUCGACGCCGCUGAUGCAACGUGCCCACGACCUGAUGCCAUUGGAUUGGCUGCUGUGCGCAGCGCCUCUGUGUGGAGCGAAGGUUGAGUGGCGGGAAGUUGUCUGUCGUGGCAAUAGUUUGCGCUACUCAUCGGGGAGUAAACCGUGCUGCUUGACACUGG